This is a messenger RNA of Setaria italica (foxtail millet), 1880 nucleotides long. RefSeq names its product isoflavone 3'-hydroxylase. NCBI's taxonomy places the organism in Eukaryota, Viridiplantae, Streptophyta, Magnoliopsida, Poales, Poaceae. The record is from RefSeq and is a predicted model, not a curated record. The coding region runs from base 89 to 1636 and encodes 515 amino acids. Gene Ontology annotation, molecular function: iron ion binding; monooxygenase activity; heme binding. The transcript has 2 exons.
CGUGUGUAUAUAUGCCACCAUGAAGGAUGGAGCACCAUAGCAUACAAAACAACAGCUUCCAAUCGGCAAUCGCUCAGAGACCUAAGCCAUGGAUAAGGCCUAUAUCGCCGUCGUCUCCGUCGCCUUCCUCUUCUUGCUCCACUACCUCUUGGGCCGCGGCGGCGGCCGCCGCAAGGGCAAGGGCGCGCAGCAGCUGCUGCCGAGCCCUCCGGCCGUCCCGUUCCUCGGCCACCUCCACCUCGUCAAGACGCCGUUCCACGCGGCGCUGAUCCGCCUCGCGGCGCGCCACGGCCCGGUGUUCUCCCUGCGCAUGGGCUCCCGCCGCGCCGUGGUGGUGUCCUCGCCGGAGUGCGCCAGGGAGUGCCUCACGGAGAACGACGUGUGCUUCGCCAACCGCCCGCGCUCCCCGUCGACGGGGCUCGUGUCCUUCGACGGCGCCAUGCUCUCCAUGGCCAGUUACGGCCCGUACUGGCGCAACCUCCGCCGCGUCGCCGCCGUGCAGCUCCUCUCCGCGCACCGCGUCGCCUGCAUGACCCCCGUCAUCUCCACCGAGGUGCGCGCCAUGGUGCGGAGGAUGGACCACGCCGCCGUGGCCGCGCCCGGCGGCGCCGCGCGCGUCCAGCUGAAGCGCAGGCUGUUCGAGCUCUCCCUCAGCGUCCUCAUGGAGACCAUCGCGCGGACCAAGACGUCGCGCACCGAGGCGAACGCCGACACGGACAUGUCGCCGGAGGCCAACGAGUUCAAGCAGAUUGUUGACCAGAUCAUCCCGUACCUCGGCACGGCCAACCGGUGGGACUACCUGCCGGUGCUGCGGUGGUUCGACGUGUUCGGCGUGAGGAACAAGAUCCUGGACGCCGUGACCAGAAGGGACGCGUUCCUGAAGCGGCUCAUAGACGCCGUGCGGCAGAGGCUGGACGACGGCAGCGAGAGCGAGAAUAAGAGCAUGAUCGCCGUGCUGCUCACUUCGAAGAAAUCGGAGCCGGAGGUCUACACGGAUACCACCAUCAUGGCGCUUUGUACGAACCUAUUUGGCGCCGGAACGGAGACCACGUCGUCGACGACGGAAUGGGCCAUGUCGCUACUGCUGAACCACCCGGAGGCGCUCAAGAAGGCGCAGGCCGAGAUCGACGCGGCCGUGGGCACCUCCCGCCUGGUCACCGCGGACGACGUGUCCCGCCUCACCUACCUGCAGUGCAUCAUCAGCGAGACGCUCCGCCUGUACCCGGCGGCGCCGCUGCUGCUGCCGCACGAGUCCUCCGCCGACUGCAAGGUGGGAGGCUACGACGUGCCCCGCGGCACGAUGCUGCUCGUGAACGUGUACGCCAUCCACAGGGACCCCGCGGUGUGGGAGGACCCGGCAGAGUUCAGGCCGGAGCGGUUCGAGGGCGGCAAGGCCGAGGGCCGGCUGCUGAUGCCGUUCGGGAUGGGGCGGCGCAAGUGCCCCGGGGAGACGCUCGCGCUGCGCACGGUCGGCCUCGUGCUCGGCACGCUGAUCCAGUGCUUCGACUGGGACAGGGUUGACGGCGUCGAGGUUGACAUGACCGAGGGCGGCGGGCUAACCAUGCCCAGGGCCGUCCCGCUGGAGGCCAUGUGCAGGCCUCGUGCGGACAUGCGUCAUGUGCUCCAGGAGCUCUGAUGGGACGUCUCGCCUCUGGUACUCCGGUAUACUACGGUAAUAGUGGCCGUAGUACGCGUAGUGUGUGCUUUAUAUUGAAUAAAGUGUAACCUCGUAAUUAGGCGUAGAGUUGUUUGUAGUAUGAACAACUAGCUGUUGUUCAUGUGUAUAUGUGUUUAUGCGAUCUUGUUCUGAUUAGUGAUUACAUUGUUUAACUGAUUUUCGCGGAGUGAAUGAAAUGGAUUUUCUUUUUGUUUCCUUGAAA